GCCCAGCGCCUGCGCCACUGUCAAAGUGACGUCACACCCAGCAUGGCGGUCAAGGUGCAGUCCACUAAAAGAGCCGACCCUCAUGAAUUGAAGGAAAUAUUUUUAAAGCAUGCCAGUGUCACGGAGUCAGAUGGGGAGCAGUACAUGACCCCUGGUGAUUUUGUGCAGAAGUAUUUGGGCCUGCACACUCUGCCAAACCACAACCCUGAUACGGUGAAGCUGAUCGCCGGAGUGGCUGACACCACCAAGGAUGGACUGAUCUCUUUUCAGGAGUUUCUGGCCUUUGAAUCCAUUCUGUGUGUCCCGGAUGCCCUUUUUAUAGUUGCGUUUCAGUUAUUUGACAAGACUGGCACAGGGGAUAUCUCCUUUGAAAAUGUCAGAGAUAUCUUCAGCGAGACCACGGUUCAUCAUCACAUCCCUUUCAACUGGAACUGUGAGUUCAUCCGACUCCAUUUUGGCAAUGACAGAAAGAGGCACCUCAGUUACCUGGAAUUUACUCAGUUCCUGCAGGAGCUGCAGCUGGAGCACGCCCGGCAGGCGUUUGCACAGAAGGACAAGGGGAAGAUUGGUGUCAUCUCUGCCUGCGACUUCAGUGACAUAAUGUCGACCAUCCGCCAUCAUGUGCUUACUCCGUUUGUGGAAGAGAAUCUUGUUUCAGUCGCAGGAGGAGGGACCUCACACAUGGUGAGCUUUUCCUUCUUCAAUGCCUUCACCUCCUUGCUCAACAACAUGGAGCUCAUUCGCAAGAUCUACAGCACAUUGUCUGGCACAAACAAAAACACUGAGGUCACCAAAGGGGAGUUUAUUCAAGCUGCCAAUAAGUUUGGUCAGAUUACUCCCAUGGAGAUUGACAUCCUGUACCAGCUCUCCGGUCUCCAUUCUCAUUCUGGGAGGGUGACUUUUGCAGACAUUGAGAGGAUAGCACCGUUGGAGGAGGGUGCCAUGCCCUACCAUCUUGCAGAGGUCCAGAGACAGCACCCUCACGGAGAUGUGCACCGGCCAGUCUGGCUCCAGGCUGCAGAGUCUGCUUACAGGUUCUCUCUGGCCGCAGUCGCUGGAGCUACCGGGGCAACUGCGGUGUACCCCAUCGACCUGGUGAAGACCCGCCUGCAGAACCAGCGCUCCACCGGCUCCUUCGUAGGCGAGCUCAUGUACAAGAACAGCUUCGACUGCGCCAAGAAGGUGCUGCGCUACGAGGGCUUCUCUGGGUUCUACCGAGGACUCUUGCCACAGCUCAUUGGUGUGGCCCCAGAAAAAGCCAUCAAACUCACGGUAAAUGACUUCGUGAGAGAUAAAUUCACCAAUAAAGAUGAUACCAUUCCGCUCUUUGCAGAGGUGUUGGCUGGUGCAUGUGCUGGAGGCUCUCAGGUGGUCUUCACCAACCCGCUGGAGAUCGUGAAGAUCCGUCUCCAGGUGGCGGGGGAGAUUGCCACGGGCCCGCGGGUCAGCGCCCUCAACGUGGUGCGAGACCUCGGCUUCUUCGGCCUCUACAAGGGAGCCAAGGCCUGCUUUCUGCGUGACAUCCCCUUCUCGGCGAUCUACUUCCCCGUGUACGCCCACACCAAAGCCAGCUUCGCAGACGAGGAAGGCAGGUUGGGGGCUUUGCAGCUGCUGGCCGCUGGUGCUAUUGCAGGUGUCCCCGCCGCCUCCCUGGUCACCCCCGCUGAUGUGAUCAAGACCAGGCUGCAGGUGGCCGCCCGUGCCGGUCAGACCUCCUACACCGGAGUCAUUGACUGCUUCCGCAAGAUCAUGCAGGAGGAGGGCUUCAAGGCCUUAUGGAAGGGGGCAGGAGCCCGCGUGUUCAGGUCCUCGCCCCAGUUCGGUGUCACCCUGGUGACUUACGAGCUUCUGCAGAGGUGGUUCUACGUUGACUUUGGAGGACAUCGCCCUGCGGGCUCUGAGCCAACACCCAAGUCCCGCAUCUCACAGCUGCCGCCCACCAGCCCUGACCACGUCGGUGGCUAUCGCUUGGCCGCGGCGACCUUCGCUGGGGUCGAGGAGAAGUUCGGCCUGCACCUGCCCAAAUUCAAAAGCCCAGUCUCUGUGCCCAGGGUCAAGCCACCACCCGCCCAAGCGGGCACCCAGGCCUCGUGAGCGCCCACCCCCCCUGGGCUGCAUGCUCCAUGAGCUGAGGGUCCUAGACCCAGCUCCUCUUGGCUGGCUCCCCACCCCACCCCUAAACUCUCCCAUCCCCAAAUGGUACAGUAACACCACCACACAAGAAAGAAAAACAAAAUAUAUAUAUAAAAAAAAACUGAGUACUCCUCCUCCUGCUUUGUUCUCACACACACACAGACACACACACAGACACAGAAGAAUCAGGCAGUUUUACCCCCUCCUAAUCCUCCUAACCUCUUGCAUGACUAGUGCUUUAUGGGUUUCUUCCCCUGCUCCCUGUUGGACUGACCCGCCCCUUUGUGCGUGGCUUUGCACAAAUGUUACUGUGCAUAUUGUACAUCUUUGUGCAGAGACAUUAUGGGGUUGAGAGACAAACUCCAGAGCGUUCUUCCUCGGCCAUGCUUUGUGUGUUGGAGGCGUCUUUGCAAUCAUAUUUUAGUGGUGUGAAUGGUUGUACAGAUGUUUUAUUUAUGAAAUCAUAAAUCAGAGAAUAGGAAAUUAAAACAAAAUAUAUUUAAAUGCAUUUCAUUAUUGUACUGUAUUUUGUUAAAUUAAAUCAUACUGGUUUAAUUUU
Molecule: messenger RNA, 2692 nt
Organism: Clupea harengus (Atlantic herring)
Lineage: Eukaryota; Metazoa; Chordata; Actinopteri; Clupeiformes; Clupeidae
Product: electrogenic aspartate/glutamate antiporter SLC25A12, mitochondrial
Biological process (GO): L-glutamate transmembrane transport; malate-aspartate shuttle; aspartate transmembrane transport
Molecular function (GO): L-glutamate transmembrane transporter activity; calcium ion binding; L-aspartate transmembrane transporter activity
Source: RefSeq, a predicted model, not a curated record